UUUCGCUGGCCCAGAGACCCGGGCUCCCGCCCCCCGCCCCCGGUCCCAGCCCCCGGCUCUGCCCACGCCCUCCUCCCGCCAGCCCAGCAGCCAGCGCUGCGCCGGGCCUCGCUCCCCGUGCGUCCUGCGGGGGCGGAGGCGCGGAGAGGCGGCAAGCGCAGCCGGGGAGGGUGGGGGGGCAGAGGCACCGACAGAGGCGCGGAGGCUCGGAGAGAGAAGACGUGGAGGAAGGGACGGAGCCUGGACAACGGUGGACACGGUCUCACGCGGGCCAGAGUGCAGCGGGCACCGAGUGCCGGGCACGGAUCGGGGCGGCCUGGGUGGUCUCCGGCUGUCCAUGCACAGAGCGCCUUCUCCCACAGCCGAGCAGCCGCCGGGCGGAGGGGACAGCGCCCGCCGGACCCCGCAGCCCAGACUCAAGGCAAGUGCCCGAGCCAUGGCACUGCCUCGGACUCUGGGGGAGCUGCAGCUGUAUCGGGUCUUGCAGCGAGCCAAUCUCCUUUCCUACUACGAGACGUUCAUCCAGCAAGGAGGAGACGAUGUCCAGCAAUUGUGUGAGGCGGGUGAGGAGGAGUUUCUGGAGAUCAUGGCACUUGUGGGCAUGGCCACCAAGCCCCUCCAUGUCAGACGUCUGCAGAAGGCCCUAAGAGAGUGGGCUACCAAUCCAGGGCUCUUCAGCCAACCAGUGCCUGCUGUGCCUGUCUCCAGCAUCCCACUUUUCAAGAUCUCUGAGACUGCUGGUACCCGUAAAGGGAGCAUGAGCAAUGGGCAUGGCAGCCCAGGGGAAAAGGCGGGUAGUACCCGCAGUUUUAGCCCCAAAAGUCCCCUUGAACUUGGAGAGAAGUUGUCACCACUGCCUGGGGGAACUGGGGCAGGAGACCCUCGAAUCUGGCCAGGCCAGAGCACUCCAGAGUCGGACGUUGGGGCAGGUGGAGAAGAGGAGGCUGGUUCACCCCCCUUCUCCCCGCCUGCAGGGGGAGGAGUCCCUGAGGGGACUGGGGCUGGGGGAAUGGUAGCAGGUGGAGCUGGGAGUAGUCCAGACCGGCUGGAGCCAGAGAUGGUACGCAUGGUAGUGGAGAGCGUGGAGAGGAUCUUCCGGAGCUUCCCAAGGGGUGAUGCUGGGGAGGUCACAUCCCUACUGAAGCUGAAUAAGAAGCUGGCACGGAGCGUGGGACACAUCUUUGAGAUGGAUGAUAAUGAUAGCCAGAAGGAAGAAGAGAUCCGCAAGUACAGCAUCAUCUAUGGCCGCUUUGACUCCAAACGGCGAGAGGGCAAGCAGCUGAGCCUGCACGAGCUGACCAUUAAUGAGGCUGCUGCCCAAUUCUGCAUGAGGGAUAACACGCUGUUGCUUCGGAGAGUGGAGCUCUUCUCCCUGUCUCGCCAGGUGGCACGGGAGAGCACCUAUCUGUCAUCUUUGAAAGGCUCCAGGCUGCACUCUGAAGAAUUAGGAGGACCCCCACUGAAGAAGCUGAAACAGGAGGUUGGAGAACAGUCUCAUCCAGAAAUCCAGCAGCCUCCCCCAGGCCCUGAGUCCUAUGUACCCUCAUACCGCCCCAGCCUGGAGGAGGACAGUGCCAGCCUGUCUGGGGAAAGUCUAGAUGGACACUUGCAGGCUGUGGGGUCGUGCCCAAGGCUGACGCCGCCCCCUGCUGACCUGCCCCUGGCAUUGCCAGCCCAUGGGCUAUGGAGCCGCCACAUCCUGCAGCAGACACUGAUGGAUGAGGGGCUGCGGCUCGCCCGCCUCGUCUCCCACGACCGUGUGGGCCGCCUCAGCCCCUGUGUGCCUGCGAAGCCGCCUCUCGCAGAGUUCGAGGAAGGGCUCCUGGACAGAUGUCCAGCCCCAGGACCCCAUCCUGCUCUGGUGGAGGGUCGCAGGAGCAGUGUGAAAGUGGAAGCUGAGGCCAGCCGGCAGUGAAGGUGGAUUGGUGUCCUUGACCCGCAACCUAGACUUCUGGCUCACACAGACCCCCACACUCCUUCAUUCUCAACAUCUAGUCACCACCCCAGAAGGAUCCUUCCGCUGCCCUUCUCCUGCCUCCCCACCUGCUCCAUGGGCACAGGACUAUGGGGCUUCAAGCAAUAACACGCAGGGGCCUGGCAAAAGGACAUGAGGAGGUUGCAUGGUGCCCGCUCACCCCCAUUUGGGGACAAGGACUCUGGCUCCACGGGUGGGCGGCUGGGGCUCUCCCCUCCCUCACACAUCACACUCCCAUUCUCUAGGUGGCUACCAGAGGUGUGAGCAGUAGGACUCAGUGUGGACAUGGGGAAGGGGGUAUUCCCUGGGAAGGUCCAGCCAAAAAAAAAGGCACCCUUUCCCCUCUCAGAUUGGGGGCCUGGUAACACUGGACCUCCCCUCCUCUUCCUGUCCCCAUUUUUGUGCUUCUAGUUUGUUUCUUUAAUUUAACAAGUGCUGCAGUUUGCCUGCCCAUCCCCAUCUCUCCCCCAAGCUCUCAGCAGUUCUUUUCCUCUUGCCCUCUGGGGGAUGUAGUUGGGGUUCCUUUUGCCAGCCCCUGGGAGACCCGGGUUGGAUUCAGGGUCUCUCCAGGUGGGGCCAGACGGCAGCACCUGUGUGAGCACUUACAGCGUUUUUCUUUUCAGAUUGUGUACAGUAGAUUAUUUAUUUUGUUAUUUUGGAAUAAAAUUUAUUUUAUGGCUUAGGA
Messenger RNA from Dipodomys ordii (Ord's kangaroo rat), 2660 nucleotides. It is a transcript of the gene Nab2, whose product is annotated as NGFI-A binding protein 2 (EGR1 binding protein 2). Gene Ontology annotation, molecular function: transcription coregulator activity; transcription factor binding. Lineage: Eukaryota; Metazoa; Chordata; Mammalia; Rodentia; Heteromyidae. Gene Ontology annotation, biological process: negative regulation of DNA-templated transcription. Bases 338 to 1915 code for a protein of 525 amino acids. Gene Ontology annotation, cellular component: nucleus. The transcript has 7 exons. The record is from RefSeq and is a predicted model, not a curated record.